Messenger RNA from Saimiri boliviensis boliviensis (Bolivian squirrel monkey), 1129 nucleotides. It is a transcript of the gene CIMIP2A, whose product is annotated as ciliary microtubule inner protein 2A. Gene Ontology annotation, cellular component: nucleus. The record is from RefSeq and is a predicted model, not a curated record. NCBI's taxonomy places the organism in Eukaryota, Metazoa, Chordata, Mammalia, Primates, Cebidae.
GCUGGACACCGGGAGGGACAGGAGCCAGCAAGGCCAGAGUGGAAGCAAAAUGACAGCUACUCAGAAACACAGCCUCUUCACGCCAGAGCCACACUACAUCCCUGGCUAUGCCGGCUUCUACCCGCAGCUGCGCUUCCAGGUGGGGAACACCUACGGGCGCACCACGGGCCAGCUGCUCACAGACCCGAGCGUGCAUAAGAGCCCCUGUUCUGUGCUGUCCCCCAUGUCCAAGCCCAAGUUCAUUGAGGACUUCAGCCAGCCCAGGCCCCCCCGGGUUCCCUGCCGAGACCUGACUGAGCCAUACAUUCCCCACUACACCGGUCUGAAGCCCUACAAGAACUUCGAGAUCCGGGGCCAGCUGCCACCCCUGGAUGUGGACGCCCCGGAGCCGCCAGGGUUAGAGAACAUACCCAGACAUCUGCUGCUGCCUGCAGGUGUCAUGCCCUACCCCCCCCACCCACUGUGCCCUCCAGGCAGGAAGGGGGACUCCAGAGACUCGGGACACCCAGGCCUGCAACUGGCCUUGGGGGAGGAGGCCUGGAGGCACGCCGGCCCUGUCUGUGAGGCCCCCAGGCGGCAGCAGCUGUACCACUGCCGGAGGGACGAGUACCCACCCCACACUCACCAGCAGGAGACACUAGACAUGUGCAGGUUCCAGCGGCUGCCACAGCUGGACCACCCCAACCUAAUCCAACGCAAGGCCAUCUCAGGCUAUGCUGGCUUCAUUCCCCGGUUCUCCUGGGUAAUGGGGGUCAAUUACCGAGAUGGCGUCGCACAGGCCAUGGACGAGUUCGACAAGAGCCAGUUCCUGUUCAGAAACCCCCACUGUGACCUGGGCGAGAAGCUGCCGGGAACACACUGGCCCAGCAACCACAUCUACAGCAGCCAAGGCCUGAUCCCCUUCUACAUGGGGUUCAUCCCCUCCAUGCAGGACAGCUACGCGCUGACGUUUGGCAACAGCACCCGGAAGGCCUACUGGAAGGAACAGGCGCGACGAGACCACACACUAUGAAAAAGCUUUAAUGGUGGUGUCUGUACAGCGUGGGACACAGGAGGGAAAUCAGCAGGUGCACACACAGCGGGACGGGCCGGAGGACAGGCUGGGAGUGAAUAAAGAGUUCACACCGCU